AGUGGUGGUCUCAGUGCCUGUGUGACCUAUAGUCCCCAAAUCUCUUUCCUUUAACGUCACGAGGUGCGUGCAACAAAACGAGGCACUAUCAACUGAGCUCUUUACAUUAACCCAGCUCGCGCACGAGCCGCCGUCAGCUGUGUGCCUCGCACGCGUCCAACUCUGCAGUUUUACACAUAUAAAACUACAGGGCUCUCCUUGGCUUGCGGAUAUGUUUUGUUUCUGUCAACAGUUUUAUUGAUAGCGCGAAUUUAUUGAAUAAAAGGGAAACAAAUCAAAAUUCUAAUUAAUUUGAAGGCGGGAGGCGCGAGUGCUAAGCGCGUGAGGCAAAGCCGAGACAAUAAAUAGAAGCUGCCCGCUGUAACGGUCAUCGUAACGUCCGUCGCCGUCGUAAAACUGAGGGGAAAUCGUAAACUGACGCUCAAAACCAAGACUCCAACCAACUUUAAACCCUUUAAACGGACUCUCACACAGAAACCCAAAGAAAACACGACGAAAAGAAGCUUCAUCUGCUAAAACAAACGACUGGUUUCAGAACUUGGACAGCUCCCUGGUGCAGCCGCCUACACACGGUAGCACAUCGAGUAACUGUUUGAGGAUUCGGUGAAACUACAUCGCAGAAUCGUCUUUGCGAGAUUUCGGUUUAGUCCCGGGUUUUCUCCCCUUAUAUUGUGGAGCCAUGACCAGUCUACUUUUGGGAGAGAAGCAGCUUUUUGAGAAGUUCUGGAAGGGAACGUUCAAAGCCGUGGCUAUGCCGCGACCUGAGAGCAUCAUCGUGGCCAGCAUCACCGCACGGAGAGCCGCGACAAAAUCGGAGACAGCUGUUACGCUAUCACCUAAAGACAAUGAAGAGAAAGCAGAAAAUAAAGACACAGUUUCAAAAACUCGAAAGAAAAAUGGACACACAAAACAUAGAGGACGUAAACGUCACAGCCACCGCCGAGCCCGCAGCGUUUCUUUUGAUGCUGAUCUUUCCCCUCGGCCGAUGCCUAAAGCGAAGAAAAAGAAAAAGAAGUCCGGGAGGAAGAGGAGAAGACACAGGUCUCCCUCCUGCAGUCCAUCGCCUGUGAGGAAGAAAAAGAAGAAGAAGAGCUCAAAGAAAAGGAAGCGACACAGGUCUGCUUCAAGGAAGGGGAGACACAGUGGUUCGAGUCCUAGACGUAAAAGGAAGGAGGACAAAAAACAUAAAAAGAGGUCAAGGAGUCACCCUCACCGCAAACAUCGACACCGGAAACCUAUUAGGAGCUCCUCUUAUAUGGAACACAGGCACAGAUCCGAAGACAGUGAUAAAUCUAGUUUCCCAGAAGACGGUCAUUCGUCAGCUGAUCACAGAGGCGACACACGCAGGUCGGCAAUCAAGCUGACCAAUAAAAUCUCGCCUAAGUGCUGCUGCCGAUUUGCUGCGAGCACCGUAACUGUCUCUCCAUCGCAUUGUGGGGUUGAAGCGGUGGUUGUCCAGGACUCACUGUCCAAUAAGGGCAAAGGACAUGCAGAUUACGAUUCGGGACAUGACACGUCCUCUCCACCAUCGAGUAAAAAUGGCAUCACAAGGUCUAAAGUUGGAAACGAAAAGGUUUCGUCUUCAGAGAAACUUAAACUUGUAGAUGGGGACAAUGCCUCGGAUUCAGGCAAUUCACUGACCAGUUAUAUCUCUCUGGGUAAACCGGUGAUCAGAGAAAAUACCACACACACCUCUGUCUUCAACAAGUUCAAAGGUGAAGAAACAGGUAGAUGCUCUGAUUCAGAGAGGACAAAGCCUACACAUCUCACCACUAAUAGGAAUCGGAGUCCAUCAUAUGAUAGAUAUCGGAAUCGAACAAAACCCCGCAGCAGAAGCAUAUCAUCCCAAAGCAGAUACUCAGGACGCUAUUCCAGGAGUCGAUCCCUGUCCUCGGGCAGGAGAUCAUAUUCCCGUUCAUCCAGUUAUUCGCUGGAUUCACGGAGAGGAAGCCUGUCUAGCGCAAGCAGUUGCCAUAGUCUCAGUUCCUCACCAGACAGGUUUCGAGAGCGGAAGAGACACUGCAGUUCUUGCGAGAGAAAAAAGCACAGCAGGAGAAGACCUUGUUCUCCGAUAAGGAAGAGAAGAAGAGAUUCCCCCAGCCACCUGGAAGCCCGUAGAAUUACAAGUGCCAGAAAGAGGCCCAUCCCGUACUACCGUCCCAGUCCUUCCGUCAGCAGCCGUUCCUCCAGCCUCCUCUCCUGGCGCCUGUUUUCUCUCAGUCGCAGUCGUUCACGCAGUCGGAGUCGCACUUAUUCAUCAUAUAGGAGCUAUAGCCGCAGCUCGUCGUGGAACUCUAUAUAUAGCAGACGCAGCCGCAGCAGAAGCUAUGACUCAAUGGCGAGCUACAGCCGAGCCCGUCGCUAAUUUACAAACGAACCGGCUGCCGAGAUGCUGAGCCACGGCGCAAGCGAGGACCCGAUCCGAUUUCAACUGGAAGCGAAAUGGAGCAGCACUAAGAACAUGCUGCGCUUGGGUAUGGAACGCCAGGCAGUGACAGGAUCAUCUGUUCAUUGUCAGAUAAGACUGAAGCUUUCCAUAUUGUUGUGUACUAAAGUGUGUGCUUUCACCCGCCCUGCUCAAACGUAAAGAAAAUCUUGUCUGUUAGUCACAAACCCUGCUUUUAUAGAAGGUCCAGUACAUGCUGCACAUGGAAGUUUUCACAAUACGUGAAGGAUUCAUUACAAAAGCAGUAACAGGUUAAGCGAAGUGUAUGCGCGCAGGCUCCUAUAGCCUUGACUGUACGAAUCUAUUGUAUUUUUGUAGCGUUUUCUUCUUUAAAGGAUACGUCAAACACGCUCAAGAAAAAAAAGAUUUAUUGCUUCCAUAACAGCUUUUACCGAGAGCAGCCGCUUUUGUGUCGCACACACCUUCACUUUGAAAAAUGUGCUAUCCAAAUUGGCCCCACCGGCAAACAUACACCCCAUCAGCCCAAAUGCCAGCUUUAUUUAUCUUCUGUUGAACUGGAAAACAAUUUAAAUGUCAUUGGCUGUGAUGAAAAUGAUGGCAGACGGUCAAAAUCAAGUGGAUGUGCUUCAGUGGCAGGAACCCUCUUACAGGCCAGCUGCCAAUCAAAUAUGUUAAACUUGCGUAUUAAUCUUGAGACGACAGGACGUGACUUUUAUUCAUAGGAUUAAAAGAAAAGGUGUACAUUUUUGGACUUUGUCCAGUGUAUUAACCCACUAGUGUGCCUGCAUAUUAUUAUUAUUUUUAUUAUUGAUAAUAAUAAUUAUUAUUGUUAUUAGCAUGACCCUUGUGUCUUAAUUUUAUUUAAUUAUUUAUUGUUUCUAGCGCUUAGUCGUUUAGUCCGUGAUCAUUUCUGUACAGCCUAAAAUAAUGUGCACAUCAGUACAUUUCUUUAUUUAUUAUUCAGAUCAUUUGAAUUAUUUAUAAGAAACUUUAUAUUUUUUCGACAUUUCAGAAAUGAGUCAAAAAAAUCUCUAAACCUGCACUAAUUCAGUCUGACUGUGUAAAUCUUCACAUAAUGAUAGUGUUUAUAAAUGUGAAUGUUUAAAAAUACAUCGCUGCUCUUGGUGACGCAUCAUUGCAGAUAAACCAAGAAACUAGAUAAACAGAGACAGCUGUCAUAAGACAUCAGUCAUAAUGUCUAGAUCAAGGCUUUCCUAAAGGAUCAAAGAUAGUUGCUGUGUGAUCCAGAUUGACAAGGGAGCGUCUAAAAAUCAUAACACCUCCAUCGCAACACACGAUGACAGUUUCUUUGUUUAUAUGUCCUUUUGGAGUGCUUGUUAAGCGAAGGCAUGGUGAUCUCUAUGCACUGUAGACUUUUAGCCGUCUGACUGUUGUGAAUUCUGACACUUGUACAGAUAAUUAGUUGUACUGUAGAUGGGAGCUCGAAACACUUGAAGCGGAUCAAAUGUUUUAUCUUCUUAAAUUCAUCUUGUUGUUUCGUCUCAAACCGUUAGCGAGUUUAGUAAAUAAUUAUGUAAAUCUGUCGUGUAAAUAUGCAAACGUUUAGCGCUGCAAUAUUAGGCAUGGACUUUAUUUAUUUUGAUGGAGUGGUGGGACCGGCUUUCUGAUUUGCAUAAAUUGCAUCGCUGUUUAUUUUUAUUCCCUCUAAAUGCUGAGGGUUUGCCAUGAAUCCAGUCUGUGCUACACAAAUUCAUGAGAAGACAAGCAGCAGUCCAAACACGCUACAAGUGUUUGGAUUGCAUUUGCUAAACACCUGCAGAUUGUUGCCAUAUCAUGCCAGUUUUAUCCUUGUUUUUGGACAUGUAACUACAAUUAUAAAGCACAUGCUGAGGUCUUUAAGGAUGCAAACCCCACCCCCCCACCCAUCCUUAUUCUACGA
Paramisgurnus dabryanus is the source of this 4307-nucleotide messenger RNA. RefSeq names its product serine/arginine repetitive matrix 4 (gene srrm4). The record is from RefSeq and is a predicted model, not a curated record. Gene Ontology annotation, molecular function: mRNA binding. Gene Ontology annotation, cellular component: nucleus. Gene Ontology annotation, biological process: neuron maturation; regulation of RNA splicing; mRNA processing. NCBI's taxonomy places the organism in Eukaryota, Metazoa, Chordata, Actinopteri, Cypriniformes, Cobitidae.